Molecule: messenger RNA, 570 nt
Organism: Penaeus indicus
Lineage: Eukaryota; Metazoa; Arthropoda; Malacostraca; Decapoda; Penaeidae
Exons: 4
Coding region: 19-495 (158 amino acids)
Source: RefSeq, a predicted model, not a curated record
UACUUCUGCUUCAUCACCAUGACAACCAUCGGUCUCGGGGAUCUCGUGCCAGAACGCACGGAAUUCAUGCUCGUAUGCACCCUGUACAUACUUAUAGGUUUGGCCCUGACUUCUACCAUCAUAGAGUUAGUCAGACGUCAGUACGCUGAGAGCUGGCAACAAAUGAAGGAGUUCAGCGGCAAGCUCGGCGAACUCUCGGGGCCCCUGGCAGAGCACCUGCGGAGGAUCGGGGAGCAGGCGGGAGACCUCAACAUGGACGUCCAUUUGCUGAAGGAUCUCAAGGACCUCAAGACCGUGAUCACGCUGAGCAAGCUGGAGGCCCUCACGCGAAUGGACCCCAAGCUGCGGACCGACGCCCGCCUCGCCGAGCUGCUGAAGAGCCACCUGAGCGGGGACGAGGGCGCCGAGUUCCUGGGCGACGUGGCGGAGGCGCUGCAGCCCAACGGCACCAAGAGGAAGGUCAUUCAGGUCGUCAUCUACGAGAGCUCCGUGUGACCUGCGGGAGGCGAGCGAGGAAAAGUUCACGCGGAGGAAAAAUAAAUUAAAAUAAAGAUAAGAUGAUAUAAGGAA